CAAUAAAUUGGCAACAUUACAUUCAUUCAAGAAAAUUGUCCGAUGAACGUAGUUUCGGGUACCUAUUUAUUAUUAACGGAUCAUUUUUACCCCCGACAAAACAGAGACAGUUGAAAUUAAUGCACCCAAAUAACUAUAACGCUUAUUACUAUAAUAAAUAUAACGCUUCAGCUGCAAAACUCGGUAACACAAUUUUUUCUAAGACUAUUUAAUACAAUCAGUUAAUCUUCGUUUUAGCAAUGCUAUAUCAUUUGUAGAUGAAAGCAGUCAGACAUGUGUCCCUGUACAUGGUUCAUGAGGGCUUCGACGAGCGCACCAACCGUGACGACAUCGCGCUGGCGCGCACGCAGGUGGAGCUGCCCUUGGGGACAACUGUCAAACGAGUCAUCAUAAAGAGGACAUUUCCGCGCGGGGCGCAGCUGCAGGUUGCUGGUUGGGGUCUAUUUGAUGAAGCCCGGUACCUGGAAACAAGCAGGCUGCAAUGGCUGCAGCAGUCGUUUAAGCCCAAGAGGGCUUGUAGGCAGUACGCACUCUCGCCUGGCAUGAUGUGCGUUGAGAACGACAUUAAUAAACGCCCAAGUCUUGGUGACUCCGGCUGCGGUUUGAUGGCCAACUUCGUCCAGCAGAUCGGUCUAGUGUCCUUUCGGCACAGCGGCCUCAAGCAGAUCGUCAUAUACAUGAACGUCUCCCACUACUACGACUGGAUACUAUGGGGCGCGAGGCAACUGAUUUGUACAAAAGUAUGAAGGAGAUCUAAAGAUGCGUCCAUAACUAGCGGUUGCGUCUCGAGUGCGCAAGCACGGUGUCUUCAGAUUGCGCGCUAAAUAAGAGAAACGAAAGCAAGUCUCUCAUAAAGUACGCAAUCUACAGCAAAAAGCGGCGCAUUCGCAAAAUUUGGACGCACUUUUUAAAGCGGAUGCCAUAAAUAUCGUAGGUUGA
This is a messenger RNA of Cydia pomonella (codling moth), 939 nucleotides long. RefSeq names its product hypodermin-B-like. Gene Ontology annotation, molecular function: serine-type endopeptidase activity. The coding region runs from base 258 to 746 and encodes 162 amino acids. The record is from RefSeq and is a predicted model, not a curated record. The transcript has 3 exons. Gene Ontology annotation, biological process: proteolysis. Lineage: Eukaryota; Metazoa; Arthropoda; Insecta; Lepidoptera; Tortricidae.